GCGUCCUGUCCGGUCUGUUGUGGUGGCUGUGCGAGCGGCGCUCCGUAGCGUAGCGUAGCGUGCGCCCCUACUGUGCGGUGCGGGUCGCCGAGUGACAUGCCACGGGCUGCGCAGACGUCGCCGUCGCAGGCCCCCGCGCUCAGCUGAGCCGCUGCUCAAGGACUAGGCGCUCGGGCGGCAUGCGGAGCCGUGGCCGCGACUGCGGCCUGCCCUCCAGCCUCACAACCAGACCCAGCACCACCCCUGGCGUCAACGUCACGCUCCCGCCGACAGCGUGACGCGGCGGCAGAUGACGCGGGCGGCCGCCUGGCUCCUACUGGCGCUGCAGCUCGCCGCCCACGGACUGCGCCUCGAUCACUGUACGGCGCCAUUGGGCAUGGAGUCCGGCGCCAUCCCAGACGAAGACAUCUCUGCCAGCUCCGCUUACGAUUCCAGUAUCGUUGGUGCUCGCAACAGCAGGUUGCGAGAGGACAAGGGCGGUGGUGCCUGGUGUCCCCGCAACAUGGUGACGCGAGCCGCCGAAGAGUGGCUGCAGGUGGAGCUGCAUUCGCUGCACGCUGUCACCGCGGUGCGUACGCAGGGCCGCUUCGGACACGGCCUGGGCCAGGAGUACGCCGAGAACUACCUGCUCGACUACUGGCGGCCCGGUCUCGCCACUUGGACCCGCUGGAGGGACAAAGCAGGUAACAAGAUGCUGUCCGGCAACACGGACACGAACACGGUGGUGGAGCAGCGGCUGCAGCCGCCCGUGGUGGCCACCAGGGUGCGCGUGGUGCCCUUCAGCGAGCACAUGAGGACGGUCUGCAUGAGGCUCGAGCUCGUCGGCUGCAGGAACAAAGAGGGCCUGCUGAGCUACAGCGUGGCGCAGGGCGCGCGCGGCUUCACGGACCGCCUGUACGACGGCAGGGAGGCGGCGGGACACCUGUCGGCCGGCCUGGGGACGCUCUCCGACGGCAGGAAGGCGCAGGACCUGCUGCCGUCGUUGGAAGCGGGGCAAGAACACGAGUGGGUGGGCUGGCGCAACGACACGCCUGGCAUGGAGGGCAGUCCCGUGGAGAUGCUGUUUGAGUUCGACCACGUGAGAAACUUCUCGGCGGUGCACCUACACGCCAACAACCAGUUCAGCAAGGACGUGCAGGUAUUCUCGCACGCGAAGGCGUUCGUGAGCGUGUCCGAACAACAGCAUGUGUCCACGGAGCCGGUGGCCUUCUCGUACGUGGCUGACCUGCUCAUGGAGCACCCGCGUGACGUCACGGUCAAGCUGCACCAUCGCGUCGGUCGCUUCCUGCGUCUGCAGCUCUACUUUGCCGCCUCGUGGAUUGUCCUUAGCGAGAUCUCUUUCGAUUCGGCCGUGGUGGUAGGCAACUCGUCGCUAGUGGAGGCGCCGUCGGAGGACCCGCCGCAGAGGGACGAGGUGCAGCAGCCCGCGCCGCCGCCACCGCCCGCCUCCGCCGGCCAACCGCAGCCGCAGCCGCAGCCGGAGGUGGCGUCCCCCGGCUACAUCGGGCCCGUCAUCAGCUCGCUGUCCACAGUGAUCGUGCUGCUGGCCGCCUCCAUCCUACUCAUCGUGCUGCGCCACCGCCGCCUCAAGGCCGCCGCCGCCAACGCCUCCCCGCUGCCGCCCCCGCACGGAUCAACCGUGGCUGCCUUCUCUCCCGGAGAUAAGGCGGGAGGCAUCAAGGAGCUGCAAAUGCGCGUCAACGUUGCGGCCAACGGGAGGGUGUAUGGGCAGCUGUCCCUGGACGACCCCGAGCCGCCGGCGCCGACACAUUACCAGCAGCCGCUGUACGGACAGCCGUUGCCGCUCAACGGCGCGCCGUAUAAUACGGGUGUUCCGGACGUGGUGUCGCGCGAGUACGCAGUGCCGCUGGUGAGGCAGACGCCGCCGCCGUCGCGACGCCCGCCGCCCUUCGCCGGCUCAGAGCCGCCGCCCGUGCCUCCGCCGCCGGAGCAGUACUACGCCGCCACCGAAAUAUGCAAGGGCGGGGAGUCUUCGCCGCCGCCGGUGCCGCCCCCGCUCGACUCGGCGGGCCUGGACGAGCUGACCACGGCCACCGAGGACGAGGCCGCAGACGGCGACGGCGACGAGGAGGAGGACGCUGCGGCGGGCGCGCAGCCGCUGCCACUGUUCCCCAGGGAACACCUGCGCGUCGUCGAGAUGCUCGGCGUCGGUCACUUCGGGGACGUGCACUUAUGCGAAGUGAAGCAGUUUCCAGAAGUUCUCGACAAGAAUCUCUGCACGUGCAAACUUGUGGCUGUGAAAUUCCUUCGUCCGAAUGCUUCGGAAGCUGUAAGACUGCGGCUGCAGGAGGAGGCUUGCGCGCUGUGGCGGCUGCGGCACCCCAACCUGUGCCAGCUGCUGGGCGCCAGCGCGCCGCAGGACUCGCCCGCCUUCCUGGUGGUGCAGUACUCGCAGCUGGGAGACCUCAACCAGUUCCUGCAGGAGCACCUGGCCGACACCGUCACCUCGCCGCCGCCCUCCUGCCGCGGCCGCACCCUCAGCUACGGAUGCCUGAUAUACAUGGCUACUCAAAUUGCAGCUGGGAUGAAGUAUCUAGAAUCUCACAAUUUUGUUCAUAGAGACCUGGCAGCAAGAAACUGCCUCGUUGGUCUGUCCUAUGAAAUAAAAAUUUCUGACACAGCGAUGUGUAGAAAUAUCUACGCCGGCGAUUACUACAAGGUAGAUGAAUGGGCGCUAUUGCCCAUAAGAUGGAUGGCCUGGGAAAGUAUUCUAAUGGGUAAGUUUACUACAAAGAGCGACGUUUGGUCCUUUGCUGUUACGCUAUGGGAAAUACUAACAUUUGCUAGAGAGCAGCCUUUUGAAGAGCUGUGUGAUGACAAAGUAAUAGAAAAUGUGUCGCACAUCUACCAAGACGAUGGACAGCAGAUGUUCCUACCUCCGCCAAAGAAUUGCCCCAAAGAAAUAUAUGACCUGAUGUGCGAGUGUUGGCAGAGGAACGAAUCCAACAGACCAAACUUCCGGGAGAUUCAUCUGUUUCUACAACGGAAAAACCUUGGUUACGAACCGGAAAUGAAUUGAAUUGUUAGCAUCACAGACUAAUUUUAGAGCUGGAGCUAAUGAAAUUAUCAGUACGUGCCUAGAAGGGAGGGUAGUGUCAUUUACUGCAUAUACCCUCUUUUUGACAGAUUAAGCUUGAAAUUUUACUGGAAGAACUGUGAAGAUUCUGCUCAAGCAAUAUGUGAUAAAGCACUGGUGGAAGAAUAAGUCAAUAGACAGAGAUAGUCAUGCCAUAUCAUCCAUUUUCUUUCGUUUAAAAGGAAGUGUCAACACUAUAUCAUUAACAACAUAAUUGUCAGUUCAGGGCUUAAAAGAUAUUCUAUCCAUGCAACAGAACAAUCUCACAUAUCAGACGUUUAUAAGGGAAAUUGUUUUCAGGUGGUGGGCUGUUAUAACAGAGAAGUGACGGUUGAGAGUACUAUGUGGACUACUUUCGAGUUGGAAUAUUGCAGAAGUUUAGAAAUGGUAUUUUUGGAUUUUAUGGAGGAUAAUGAGUGUCAGAAUUUUCGCCGUGGCGCUAGUAAAUAAUACUGGAUCCCUCCAUUAAUGGGGGAAAAUGCCAAGUUUCCUUAAACACUUAGACAAUACUUGUGAUGGAGUGAUAAACAUCUUCAUUUUUUCUCUGACAGAUAUUUAGCAUCAAUAAAAUUAGUAACGAUUUGUUAAGUUUUAGCUAGCGAUAUUUUAUAACAAGCUAAUUUUGUACGAAAUCAUCUUUAAGCACAAGAAUUUCAUAUCACAUCUUCUUUUUGCAGUUUUGUUUACGUGAGAGUCCUAAGAAGACUAUGACUGAUAUAAAAUGUAAAUCGUUGUUAUGUUUCCACAUGCUACUGUCUCCUCCUUAUUUUCUCAUACUAUUCGUAACUAUCUUUGUGCCUUCCGUCUUAGAAAGUGACAAUACGGAUUUUGCAUGGUUUGUAACAGUGCUUGAAUAAUGGGUUUUAACUCCAAUGUAUAGUCUGUUGAAUAUUCACUUGAUUAUAUAUUUCCUAGCCCAUGUUAUUUUUGUAUGUCUGGAACGUUUGUUAUUUCUAUGUGUACAGCAAACGUAUCUACUGGUGUAAAAAGUCGAUGUAGUUCAUUUUGAU
Molecule: messenger RNA, 4107 nt
Organism: Schistocerca americana (American grasshopper)
Lineage: Eukaryota; Metazoa; Arthropoda; Insecta; Orthoptera; Acrididae
Product: discoidin domain-containing receptor tyrosine kinase B-like
Exons: 21
Coding region: 290-3040 (916 amino acids)
Biological process (GO): protein phosphorylation; cell surface receptor protein tyrosine kinase signaling pathway; multicellular organism development
Cellular component (GO): signaling receptor complex
Molecular function (GO): collagen binding; protein tyrosine kinase collagen receptor activity; ATP binding
Source: RefSeq, a predicted model, not a curated record